AUGCAGAAGAAGCAAAGUCGAAGGUGCCCACCUUUCCCGUCAUUUUCACGAAGCCUAGUGAUGUUUUGGCGGGGCCUUUGGACGAUAUCAAAGUACAUCCAGACGCUCAGAUUCAACUGGACUACGAAGGAGAGCUCGUGGUCAUCAUCGGCCACGAUGCCAAAGACGUCAAGGAAGACCAGGCUCUCAAUUACGUAUUAG
This is a messenger RNA of Colletotrichum lupini, 201 nucleotides long. RefSeq lists its product as uncharacterized. The transcript is spliced from 2 exons. Lineage: Eukaryota; Fungi; Ascomycota; Sordariomycetes; Glomerellales; Glomerellaceae. The record is from RefSeq and is a predicted model, not a curated record. The coding region runs from base 1 to 201 and encodes 66 amino acids.